Molecule: messenger RNA, 2718 nt
Organism: Plutella xylostella (diamondback moth)
Lineage: Eukaryota; Metazoa; Arthropoda; Insecta; Lepidoptera; Plutellidae
Product: transketolase
Molecular function (GO): transketolase activity; thiamine pyrophosphate binding
Source: RefSeq, a predicted model, not a curated record
CAUUGAACUGUCAUUGAAAAUCGCGGCGGGUGAUCAGCCGGUCGUAGGCAACGUGCUUUCUUGCUUUUUAUUACAAAAAUAGUGUAAAAACAUUAUCAAAAUGAAAGGCGACAAGAACGUAGACGUGCAGGCCCUGAAGGACAUCGCCAACAAGCUCAGGAUCGACAGUAUCGUCGCCACUAAUGCUUCCAAGUCGGGACACCCCACAUCCUGCGCAUCGAUGGCGGAGGUGAUGUCGGUGCUGUUCUUCCACACCAUGCGCUACAAGGUGUCCGCCCCCCGGGACCCUUCGUCUGACAGAUUCAUACUGUCUAAGGGCCACGCGGCCCCCAUCCUCUACGCGGCCUGGGCGGAAGCCGGCCUGUUCCCCGUAGAGGAACUAACCCAUCUCCGGCGUGUGGACUCGGACCUGGAGGGGCACCCCACGCCGCGGCUCAGCUUCGUGGACGUGGGCACGGGCUCGCUGGGGCAGGGGCUCGCCGUCGCUGCCGGCAUGGCCUACGUGGGGAAGUACUUCGAUCAGGUGCCUUACAGGGUGUACUGCCUAAUCGGCGACGGCGAGGCGGCCGAAGGCUCCGUGUGGGAGUCCCUUCACUUCGCGUCGCACUACAAGCUAGACAACCUCGUCGUCAUCUUCGACGUCAACCGCCUCGGCCAAUCAGAGCCGACCAGCCUGCAGCACCAGCUGGACGUGUACGACGCUCGUCUGAAGGCGUUCGGUCUGCACUCGCUGGUGGUGGACGGGCACGACGUGGCCGAGCUGGCUAAAGCCUUCGACCAGGCGGCAGCCACCUCCGGCAAGCCCACGGCCAUCGUGGCCAAGACCUACAAGGGCAGGGGCUUCCCCGGCAUCGAAGACAAGGACAACUGGCACGGCAAGGCGCUCGGGGCUGAGGGAGACAAGAUCGUCAAGCACCUCCAAAGCCAGUUGGCCAACCCCUCCAUCGCCAUCAAGCCGCAGCCGCCCACAGUACAAGCGCCCAAGGUGCACAUCAGCGACAUAACUCUGUCCGCGCCGCCCGCCUACAAGCCGGGCGAGACGGUCGCCACCAGGCUCGCCUACGGAACUGCACUGAAGAAGAUCGCUGACACCAACAUGCGUGUGAUCGCGUUAGACGGAGACACCAAGAACUCCACAUUCAGUGACAAGCUGCGCAACGCCUACCCCGACAGAUACGUGGAGUGCUUCAUCGCGGAGCAGAACCUGGUGGGCGUGGCGGUGGGCGCGGCGUGCCGGGACCGCACCGUCGCCUUCGUUAGCACCUUCGCAGCCUUCUUCACUAGGACCUUCGACCAGAUCCGCAUGGCGGCCAUCUCCCAGUCCAACAUCAACCUGGUGGGCUCCCACUGCGGCGUGUCCAUCGGCGAGGACGGACCGUCCCAGAUGGGGCUCGAGGACUUGGCCUUGUUCAGGACUAUACCCACUGCUACUGUGUUCUACCCCUCCGACGCAGUCUCCACCGAACGUGCAGUGGAGCUGGCGGCCAACACGCGCGGCAUCUGCUACAUCCGCACGUCGCGCCCCAACACCGCCAUCUUGUACCCCAACGAUGAGGUCUUCAAGGUGGGCCAGGCCAAGCUGGUCCGCCAGUCGGCCAAGGACCAGGUCCUCCUGAUCGGAGCUGGAAUCACUCUGCACACGGCGCUGCAGGCUGCUGACACGCUGAAGGCUAGCGGCAUCAACGCCCGAGUCCUGGACCCGUUCACCAUCAAGCCUCUCGACACGACGGCGGUGCUGGCUCACGCGCGGGCGUGCGGCGGCCGCGUGGUGGUUGUGGAGGACCACUACCAGGCUGGUGGUCUUGGCGAAGCGGUCCUCUCCGCAACAGCCACGGCUCGCGACGUGGUGGUGUCCCACUUGUACGUGAGGGAGGUCCCACGCUCCGGCCCGCCCGAGGUGUUGCUCGACAAGUACGGGCUUUCCGCGCCGCACAUUGUCAAUGCUGUGCAGGCUGUGAUGAAGCUGUAGGUUGGAGUAGGGGUGCUGUGACGGUUUUGGGGGUUAGGGUAAUGUAGCUUUUGGUUUGAGGGUACAGUGGCUGCAUAGAAAUGUCCAAUUUUGGUGGUACAAUGCUACUGAGAGAAGGUCGGGUUUCUGUGCAGCAUACUGUACCUGGACCCAGAUAAUAAUAAAGUACCUAUCCUUAGAACUGUCACAGUAAAAAUGUAGGGGUUUAGGUGGAUUGCAAGCGUUUUCACAGCUCUGUGAGAGCGUGAAUGCGCUCGUGGAAGUUUAUAUAAUGGUAUCGCUUUAUUCUUCAACGUGAGGGACCAUAGAAUUGUGAAUUCGAACAAUCAUUCCAGCCAUGGAUGUUGCAUUCCUUCGUACAAUAUUGCCAUGUACGCUUAAUUCCUAAUUUGAACCUAGUUCCUAAGAAUAUUGAACACAAAUUCGCGUGAUAAGGAGAUGCAUUCGCUCAAUCCAUUGUAUUGUAUUUUUAUAACAUUUUUGUACCAGUGCCUUAUGAUGAUUAUGACAAAUCGCACAAUAAGUGAACUUUUUGAAGGUUUUUGUUAACAUUUAUAUGAAGUUUAAUGUUUAAGAGAAUUUUCUAUAUGCAUAAGAUCAGAUGAACGGUUUAUAAAACCAUUGUUGCAGUGACUGGGCUUCCCAUUGGUGAACUAGUGUUUGUUAUUUCAUUCCUGUUUUUUUUUGCUUUUUUAUAUAUUUAGUUACGAAGUACAGUUUUUCUGUAAUAAAGUUUAUUGAACAGUAAA